CUGAGAGCUCACCACUUUUGCCGCACAGGAAAAGAGAUUGCAGUCCUUCCAAAAGGCAAGGAUGACGGAUUCAAUGCCAAAGCUGUUGUUAAGCGAAGAGCCCAGAAACUACUAGAUGCUAUUGGUGAAAUUGAAGACGAGUGUGGCCCUAUUCAUGCUGACAAURUACAACCGGAGCAAGCCCCAAGAACAUAUGAAGAGCAAUCUACAGCCUGUGUCACAGGUGCCACUUAUGAAGAGCCUCCAUCAGAUGCGUCGAUGGAAGCAGAGACUUCUCAGGAAGUGGUAAAAAUAUCCAGAGCCAAGGAGACYGGAGAAAUAACUCAGCUUGAUAAAGUAGAAGAUCCUGAAAAAGAAGUUAUGGUCACGUGUGUAAAGAAAAGACCCCUUCUUUCCACAGGCGAAUGCCCCGUGUGUGGCGAGAGAAGGAAGCACCUUCGUGCGCACCUUGCAACCAACAAGCCAGGGCAUGGCUGGUCUUCCGAAAAAUAUGAGCAGUGGCUUUUCCAAAAACAGUCAGAACAACGGAAAGACCGGCAUCGCAUACGUGCUUGCCCUGCAAAGAAAUGUACCUGGUCAGGGGUGAAAUUGGAGAGACAUCUUAACGUCCAUCACGACAUUGAUAUUGGAAGUGAAAAAAUGGCAAGGUUAAAAGCAAAGAGUAAGAUCAUCAGCAAAAAAGAAAAAAUGAUAACCACAACCAAAGACACUCCAAAUAAUACUCAAGAUGAUCAAAGCAGUAAAUCGAAAAAACAAGAAGUGGAUGGAAAAAAGCCAUUAUCCAAGUUCAAGAUGGCUUUGCUAAAACUGGCAAAGGAUGUCGAGACAAAGAAAAAAUGCCCUCUGGCUUUAGAUAGCGAAAGCGAAGAGCAAGAAGGUAGUGAAUGGGAUGAGCGUGACGAAAACGACGAGAGUGAAGACGAGAUUAGCGAAGACAAUAAAGACAGUGAAGAAAACGAAGCGUGUAAAGAGCAAGAGAUGGAUGAAAGUAUCGGCGACGAUGUUAGUGAUGACAAUGAUAAUGUUCAGGGAAAAGAGGCAAACCUGGGACCAUAUGGACCAAAUUCAAUGCCCACUAACAUCUUUGAGUCAUUAGUUAGGGGCUGGAACAUCUAUCUUGCCACUCCAGAUGGCACUGAAAAGACACCAGCCAUGAUUCGUCAAAUGUGCCAGCACGUUGUGACCAUCGCCAAAGCUGUAGAUCCGAACGUUCGGGACCUGGGUGUCUUUUUGGACAAAGAUCGGCUUUACAAGCGCUUUUUUAAGCGUCAGAUUGAGUUGCGAAAGCAAGAAAAGUCACAAGGCCUUUGUAGUAAAACUUUAUCUUGCUACUCUUCAAGUCUUGAGCGCUUUCUUACCUAUGCCAUCAAGAGUAUGAAAAGGUCACUUUCAUCUGACAAGAGAGAGGCGCUGGAAGAACUGAAAGACACCCAAAGAAACUGGAGAGAGUCAUGGGGAAAGACGAUUGCCAAGCAACGAGCAGAUCAAGAAUGGAAGGCCCAAAAUGUCCUUCCUACAGUCCAAGAAAUCCGCAGCAUAAAUUCGUCAUCUCAUGUUAAAGAAAUGAGAGAGAUGAUCAUGCAUACCAGCAAUUACAGUCUCACCCCCGAAGAUGCUGUGAAUGUGCGAAACUACCUAAUCUUCCUGAUAAAUACAGAAAAUGCCAAUCGAGCAGGGCCUUGUGCC
Messenger RNA from Actinia tenebrosa (Australian red waratah sea anemone), 1686 nucleotides. RefSeq lists its product as uncharacterized. Lineage: Eukaryota; Metazoa; Cnidaria; Anthozoa; Actiniaria; Actiniidae. Gene Ontology annotation, molecular function: DNA binding. Gene Ontology annotation, biological process: DNA integration; DNA recombination. The record is from RefSeq and is a predicted model, not a curated record.